AUGCCGACGACGCGCGCGACCUGGUCGACGUUCUCGUGGGACGAAAUGACGUUCCUCUUGGACACGCGGGCCCUGCCCCCCAUGACGCCUCUUGUCGUGCACGUCAACUCGACUGUCGGGAGCGUCGACACCCCCUCUGUCGACCUGACUGCCGCCGAACCCGCCCAGGACGACUUUUCGGUGCCUCGAGCCAUUCUGCGACGACCCGAUCAAGUGGCCACGGGGCUACUGCCGCGCCGACGGCGGCAAACCCAAGUGCAGCAUGCAUGGAUGCACCCGCGAUCGACAAGGGAGUGUGCAAAAGCCACGGCGGCGGCGUGCGGUGUCGAUAUCCCGGCUGCUGCAAUGGUUCCCAAGGAGGCGGGCUAUGUCGAGCCCAUGGCGGUCGCAAGCGGUGCUCUGUUCCUGGAUGCGACAAAUGUGCAUGCCCCGUUGCCAAAGUUUGUCGGUCCGCGCGGCACGUUGGGGUGCCAUUUGCCUCCCAAAGGAUGCACCAUGAUGUUGGGAGGCGGCGAACUCCCCACGGAGCUCGUCCCCCGGACCAUGUGCAUCCGUCACUCCCGCUAG
Aphanomyces invadans is the source of this 567-nucleotide messenger RNA. RefSeq lists its product as hypothetical. The record is from RefSeq and is a predicted model, not a curated record. The transcript is spliced from 3 exons. The coding region runs from base 1 to 567 and encodes 188 amino acids. NCBI's taxonomy places the organism in Eukaryota, Oomycota, Saprolegniomycetes, Saprolegniales, Verrucalvaceae.